This is a messenger RNA of Symbiodinium sp. CCMP2592, 3336 nucleotides long. The record is from the annotation of a GenBank genome assembly. NCBI's taxonomy places the organism in Eukaryota, Dinophyceae, Suessiales, Symbiodiniaceae.
AUGGCCGUGGUCGCUCGCCCGGACAUACAACAACUGGAAGCGGCAUGGAGCGAGCCCAAUCAGCUUGUGCCGGGGAACGAGAAGUUCGAGCCUUUGGGAUUGUUGAAAUGCUAUCGUGUACAUGUAGGACACGAUUAUUUUCCGCAUCAGGGAUAUGCUUGUUACUUGUCGAGGGAGCUGGGCCAGGGAGCUCGCCUUUGGCGAUGCGAACGAGGUGGUCUCCUCAAGUGGAUGGUCACUCGGCCAGCUGAGGUCCGGGCCGUGGCAGUGUCCUUGACUGGCCGGCUGAGGUUUGGGUUUCUGGUUGUCCAGGCCCGGAUGCUCUCCGGAGCACAAGUCUGGUCCGGCACGUACCCGGCCGAGCAAGACGUGAAAGUGUCGGCUGUGAGCACCGCCAUCCGGCACAGCAUGCUGGUGGCUGGUCGCAUCCAGUCGACACACGUGUUGAAGGUCAUGGGCCACAAGCUCCUUGUCCACGGCCGCAAGAUUUGGAGCUGCAACUGGUCCAAGACCAUGGCAGCCAAGAAGCUGCCCAAGAAACGGCUUUUUCGAAAGACGGAUCCGAGGUUUCUCCGACGACUUUUGAGGGAUUCCUGCUUUCCUCUCGCCAUGGCAGCCGCCUUCUUGAACCAGCUCCAUGACAUGCUCCACAAGCAGAAGCCGAUCAUGGGCGAUCACUUCGACGGCAUGCUUGCUGCACAGAAAGACUGUGCCGUGCGAGCCAUCUCGCAACACAAAGUGACCAUGCAAGAGGCAGCUGAGCUGUGCAGCUUGAUCCAGCAAGGGCCCUGGAACGAGAGCCAAAAACAGGAGCUUGGAAAAGCAGUCUCCAACUCCGUCUCGUCGGGGAUGAUGGCUGCUGGCAAGAAGAAGAAGAAGGGCAACCAGACCCAGGAAGUCGACAACUUCUUCUGCUUUUUGUCAGCUGAAGACAAGCAAGUCCUGGCCGAGGCCAGUGCUGGAGUGCACUCAAGGUGCAAUCACAUCGCCGAGAUCAUGGAGAAGAUGGGCCUGUAUUGGCCAUCGGAGAAGGCGACAGGUCAUAUCGUCUCAACGAUGGCAACACUGCAGUCAGCUGGCCUUCAGUCUCCUGAUGAUUUUCACGGGGCUGUGAAGAAGCUGAAAACCAUCAUCAAAAGCAGGCUCAAAAAGAACAAGGAUGCCAAGGACCACGAAUUUGUGGCCGUGUACAAGGAGCCAGCCUUGUUGCCCGAGAUCUACCGCAGUCACUUUGAAAAGGCUGAAGCAGGCUUCAAGUUGUUGGGAAAAGCCGGCGGCAACGAAAGCAGUCCAAAUCGGGCUACAAGCAUGAUGGCGACGACGAGCCCACCGCACGACUCUCCAGAGUCCAGCCAUCGUGUUUCAAGCCCGGUGCAGCCUCAUCAUCAGCAGCUUGCUGUGGCCGCAUGCCCGGUGCAGCCUCAUCAGCAGCAGCUUGCUGUGGCCGCAUGCCCGGUGCAGCCUCACGAUCAGCAGCUUGCUGUGCCCAAGGCUGGGCAGGAGCCUGUGGGUCCGGCCGAGCAGGCUCGUCAGAUGCUUGCUGCAUGGAAUGCAAACAAAGCGGCAGCAGAGGGAGAUGAGGAAGAUGAGGAGACUGAGAAGCCCCGGAAAAAGCCUGCCGCAAAGCUCCAGCAGACGAAGAGUGUGCAGCCGAAGAAGAAGCCGGCAGCGAAGGCGAAGUCGCAGUCCCAGCCCAAGCUGAGCAUCAAGAAUCUGAGCAUGAGCAAGAGGUUGAAAUUGAAAGUUUUCACCACCCAAAGAGCCCUCGCUCAGAUCCUGAAGGAGAUUCGUGAGCUGGAUGAGCUACCUGCAGCUACAGGCCGGAGCUCGGUGAAAAGAGCUCGUGAAGAACUGCUGCAUGAUUAUGCUACCCCUUAUGGGCCCAUCUACAUCGAGCCCACACUUCAGAAGGAAGACGGCACCGAUGUUACAAUUCCGAUUUUGAGUCCAGCUGCAAUGCUGGCUUGGGCAUGCGAGCACUGUGCAGCCUUCGGCCAGCUCUUGCAGAAGCAAAUGGCACUGAAGCCGCCGACCUACGAGAAGCCUUGGACUCUGAUUUGGUAUUCGGACGAAAUCGCACCGGGCAAUCAACUGAAGCACGUGAACCGUCGCAAGGCCCAGGUCAUCUAUUGGUCCCUGCAAGAACUGGGAGCCCAUGCGAUGUCCUGCGAGUCGUGCUGGUUUACUUUGUUCCGCCAGCUGGCCAGGUUUUUUUUCGAGACCCCCGAUUGGCGGCAGGGACUUAUGGUCAACUGCCCCAUCGGCUCUCCCCCUCUGUUUGCCGAUCUUGGCAUACUAAUCUCCGACGAAGCUGCUAUAAAGCAAACCCUCUGCAACAAGGGUGCUUCUGGACUCGUGUUCUGUGUGCACUGCCAGAAUGCAGUCGACCACAAGUCGCACGUUGCUGCCAGCAGUCGGGGCACACAAGUAUCCAGCCUGGAGACCGACAUUUCCAGAUUUCGUCGCCAGACGAAGGAGUCCAUCAAAGCCUAUAUGGACUACCUCGCUGAGCAGAAGCCCUUGCAGACCAAGACAAAGUUCGAAAAACUGCAGACUGCCCUGGGUUUUAACUUUAAACCAAUGGGCUUACUGGCCCAUGCAGCCUAUGGCCCCAAGCUGAUAGACUGCAUUAUGUUUGACUGGAUGCACGUCUACCUGGUCUCAGGGCUGUUCAAUGUGCUGACAGGGCUUUUCCUUGGAGACCUCCAUCACAAUGGCUGGAAGCACAACGACAUUGAGCGGUUCGCAAGGACUUUCACAUGGCCUGCACGUCUGCGAGGUGCUGCCCCGAAGGAUGUGCUGCAAGAGAGAGGAUCCUACAGUGAUCCUCUCAAGUGCAGUGCAUCGGAGGCUCUGAACUUCCUGCAGGUGCUGCGAACCUAUCUUGUGCUCUGGGUGCUGCCGCAAUGCAACGAGGACAUGAGAAACUCAUGCGAGGUUUGGUUGGCGAUGUGCAAGGUCCUGGAUGCUUUGCAAAAGAUCGCCAUAGGAGAUCCUUUCCCUGCAGUCCAACUGCAAGUCUUGGUGAAAGGCCAUCUGGACCUCGCUAAGGCCCGCUACGGUGAGGACUCCUUUUGGGUACCCAAGUGCCAUUUGGCACUCCACUUGCCCCUUCAGUUGGCCAAACACUCAGGUCUGAUGAGCUGCUUUGUGCACGAAAGAAAGCACAAAAUCAUCAAGAAAAUCACCAACCAAGUACUCGACACAAGUCGGGCUUUUGAGAAGAGCAUACUCGAUGAUGUGCUACAUGGGCAUUUGCAGCAGCUCGCCGAUCCGGCUUUUCUCCCAGGGGACGCUUGCAUGCAUUAUGCAUUUAUUUCUUCUAUAUACCACUAG